Sitodiplosis mosellana (orange wheat blossom midge) is the source of this 1514-nucleotide messenger RNA. RefSeq lists its product as uncharacterized. The transcript is spliced from 6 exons. Gene Ontology annotation, biological process: DNA strand elongation involved in DNA replication; DNA synthesis involved in UV-damage excision repair; DNA replication. The coding region runs from base 112 to 1431 and encodes 439 amino acids. Gene Ontology annotation, molecular function: DNA-directed DNA polymerase activity. The record is from RefSeq and is a predicted model, not a curated record. Gene Ontology annotation, cellular component: delta DNA polymerase complex; nucleus. Lineage: Eukaryota; Metazoa; Arthropoda; Insecta; Diptera; Cecidomyiidae.
UGUCGCGCUAUUAUUAUGUACUCAAAUUGUCAAACGAGCUCACGACGCUUGUGAACAUUAAAUUCUUUUUGUUAGUUUUUAGAUUGUAUUCAGUAUUUUAUUUUGUUGAAAAUGGACUCUGAUUCAGAGAAAUUGUGCAUGGAGGAAAUUGAUCAUUUGGUGCUUGACAAUGAUAAAAAGGUCACUGUUGCCUACAUUUCGAACACUUGGAACAUUCCGAAUAAGGAUGGGGAAGUUAUUCUAGAAAAAUGGCUGAAAAAUUACACUGACGACAGAUCGAUUGUAAAAGAAUACUUGAUUCGAGGCAAUGACACAAAUGGAAAUGCGAUUAUCACUGUGAUUCCUGAAAAAAGUCUGGCGAAAGUGGAAAAAAUAUGCCCAAAAUUCACUAAAACACUUUACAGCAUCGAAAUAGGCAGCAUCAAUGGGAAAAGUUUGAAUGUGCAUGAACCAGCCGCAAAUAAAUUCAUCAGUUUGAAGCUAAACAGCAACCCACGAAACGUUAAGGUCCAUGAAAUUGUUGUUCCGCAAGCGGAAAAAUCAAUAAAGAAAGAAUCCGAACCGCCGAAAAAAACGAAUCUAUUCGGUGUAGCAGCAUCGAAGCAAGCAGAGAAAAAAGAGGUUAAAACCGUUAAGAAUGAAUCAGGCAGUUCUAAAGAAGCUAAAGUAAAGGAGGAAAAGACUAGCCCGAAGAAGCAGAGCCCGAAAAAGAAUCAACCACCUUCCAAGGCACAGUCAAGCAAGUCGAUUGCUUCAUUCUUUGGCUCCAAGCCAUCGUCAUCGAAAUCGAAUGCGACGAAGGCUGACAAAUCGGUUUCUGAAGCCACUUCCAAAAUUGAAAGCGUAACAAUUAAGGAUGAACCAGUCGAAGAAACGUCAAGUGGUACGAAAAAUACACAAAAAAGAUUCCAUUCAAAUACAAGUGAUUCGAAUGAAGAUGCAAAAUCGGCCGAGAAGAAACAAACAAAGAAAAAGAUGAAAUUGGAGCCAAAGUCACAUCGGUCCCGUGUGAUGCAACUCUGUGAUUCGUCAUCCGAUGAAGAGAGCACGACAAAUGGUAAAGACAGUCAAGAUGAGCCAAUGGACACUGAAGAAGAGGUGGUUGUAAAGAAAGAAAAGGAAAACAAAACACCGUCGCCCGAAAAAAUGACGAGCAACAAAGUGAAUGGAAGUUCAAGUGGCAAACGUCGUGCUAAGGUUAAGAAAACUGUCACAAGAACAUAUGAAGAUGAAGAUGGUUUCAUAAACACCGUUCGUGAAACAGAAGAAGUCAGUUGUUCCGACGAAGAACCAGAAGUAGCACCACCACCACCGAAAAAGGCCGCUACAAUCACAGACAACGGCAGCAGUUCAACUGCAACCAAAAAGAAAAUCUCACCACCGGCGGGAAAGAAACAAGGAUCGAUUUUAAGUUUCUUUGGAAAGAAAUAAGCUAAAACAGAAAAAAAAUUCAUUUCUUCUUAUCAUCCCAGUUACAUUGAAUAAAGACUUUCAAGUCAUUUUUGCAUAAGAAA